This is a messenger RNA of Echinops telfairi (small Madagascar hedgehog), 1109 nucleotides long. It is a transcript of the gene ZMYND19, whose product is annotated as zinc finger MYND-type containing 19. Lineage: Eukaryota; Metazoa; Chordata; Mammalia; Afrosoricida; Tenrecidae. Bases 132 to 698 code for a protein of 188 amino acids. The record is from RefSeq and is a predicted model, not a curated record. The transcript is spliced from 5 exons.
UCCGCCCCCAGUAUACGCUGUCUCCUGGCUUCGAGUGUAACUGUGUGGCACCUGUUAAUUUCCAGACUAAGUACACCCUGAUUGAUGAGCAGGACAUCCCUCUGGUGGAGAGCUAUUCCUUUGAGGCUCGCAUGGAGGUUGAUGCUGAUGGAAACGGUGCCAAGAUCUUUGCCUAUGCCUUUGACAAGAACCGAGGCCGGGGCUCCGGGCGGCUGCUGCACGAGCUCCUGUGGGAGCGGCACAGGGGUGGCAUUGCCCCUGGCUUCCAGGUGGUGCACCUCAACUCAGUGACUGUGGACAAUCGGCUGGACAACCUGCAGCUGGUACCCUGGGGCUGGCGGCCCAAGGCUGAGGAGCUCUCCAGCAAACAGAGGGAGCAGAGUCUGUACUGGCUGGCUAUCCAGCAGCUCCCCACGGACCCCAUUGAGGAACAGUUCCCGGUCCUGAAUGUCACCCGCUACUACAACGCCAACGGGGAUGUGGUGGAGGAGGAGGAGAAUUCUUGUACCUACUAUGAGUGCCACUACCCGCCCUGCACCAUGAUUGAGAAGCAGCUCCGAGAGUUCAACAUCUGUGGGCGGUGCCAAGUGGCCCGCUACUGCGGCUCCCAGUGCCAGCAGAAGGACUGGCCUGCCCACAAGAAGCACUGCCGUGAGAAGAAGCGCCCCUGCCAGCAGGAGCUGGAGCCUGAGCGGUGACCGUGUGGCGCAGGCCCUGCCGCAGCCGGCCUCACGUGGGCACGCUGGACACACUGGUGGCUGGACCAGGAGAUGCGUGCAGCCCGGUGCAGUGCCCAUGGCCACAGAGACCUCGCACAGACACCUCCAGCGCUGCUCAGGUGGAGCCAGCAGAGGCCACCAGGACGUUCCCAUUAUUUAUAUGUUAAUAUGUUUGUAAACUCAUGUACAGUUUUUUGGGGGGGAGGUGGUGGGAGGGUUAGAAGUCACAAAUAGAACCGUUUGUUGUGAUCCUGAAGCGGGCCUCGCCUCUCAGACGGCCCAGGGCAAAUGCCCUAGCCUGCAGUGCAAAGCGGGUCGAGCCCUGGUGCCCGCUCACCGCCACCUGCAUGGAAGUCGUGUUUACACAAAGUAAAGGGGCGAAUCACUCAA